CAAAACCAAUCUCCCUGAAUGUUAACAGAAGUAUCGGAUGGUCUUCUAACAGAGAGUGACGUACUAGUCAUAAUAGUGGACAUAUUAGAUUUCUGGGAACACGACGAUAUCCUUCAACUCACAUUAGAUCAGUUCGGUAGAAUAGACAUUGUCUUGAACAAUGCUGGCCGAUCGCAAAGAGCGCUUUUUGAAGACAUCGAUUUGGAAGUGGAUCAGGAGAUGUUCAACCUCAACGUAUUUGCCGUCGUUCAUAUGACCAGGAGGGCAAUGGAAUAUUUCAAUGAAAAGAAGUGUGGACAUGUAGCUGUAGUAUCAAGCAUAGCAGGGAUUCUGGGUAUCCCAAAUUCUGCGUCAUACACCGCUUCAAAACAUGCUUUACAUGGGUACUACAAUUGCUUGAGAACAGAAAAAAUUGGAACAAAUAUUAAUGUGACGAUUCUCUGUCCAGGACCAACGUUCACAAAUUUCUUACAAGAGAGUUUCACGGGAGAACCAAAAGAGAAGUACAAUAUCUGCCAAAAACCAACCGAUAAGUGUAUGACUGCUGAGAGAUGUGGAUAUUUGAUUGCCGUAGCCUUAGCCAAUGAAACUGCAGAAUCCUGGAUGGUAAUUCCCCCCAUGCUGACCAUGACAUAUUUAUGGUUCUACUUCCCUUCACUAUUCUUAUGGGCACUGAAUUCAAAAGCAGGUCGGGAUUGGAUUUUCAAGAAAAGAGACCACAAAUAACUCGUGGCAAUCGAAAAUAUUCAAAAUUAUUUGUAAGUGUUAUCAAAAACAAAUAUUUGAAUAUUAGAAACAAAUAUUUGAUUCUUUGAAUUUGAAAGAGUUUGUGACCACUAAUAUAGCGUAUCUAUAAUAGGUUUAGAUUUAUUGAACUGGUGGACAAAACCAGUACAUUUUUUUUUAUUGUGUACUUAGUUUAUUGAUUUAUUCCAGUAAUUUGUAAACUUUUGCUAGUUGGUAAUAAAUUUUUUCAUAUUUUA
This is a messenger RNA of Leptinotarsa decemlineata (Colorado potato beetle), 983 nucleotides long. Its product is annotated as dehydrogenase/reductase SDR family member 7. NCBI's taxonomy places the organism in Eukaryota, Metazoa, Arthropoda, Insecta, Coleoptera, Chrysomelidae. The record is from RefSeq and is a predicted model, not a curated record. Gene Ontology annotation, molecular function: oxidoreductase activity.